This is a messenger RNA of Suillus subalutaceus, 816 nucleotides long. RefSeq lists its product as uncharacterized. The coding region runs from base 1 to 816 and encodes 271 amino acids. NCBI's taxonomy places the organism in Eukaryota, Fungi, Basidiomycota, Agaricomycetes, Boletales, Suillaceae. The transcript has 3 exons. The record is from RefSeq and is a predicted model, not a curated record.
AUGAGAGAAUUGAAAGGUGCUGAAUGCGAAGACAUUUUCAUGCAUAACCUGACCCCACCCCCACCUAAUCCAACUGCUGGUACCAUCCCUUAUCAAGGACUAGCUCACGCGGAUGGUAAAGCGGUCAUUUCAUUCGAAGUCUAUAUUCCUAAUGUUGUGAAUGCUAUUGAGUCCUAUUGCUUCUGCCAAGACGAGAUUAUUUCUAAUGAUUGGAAUAUUCAUAUGUUCCGAGACGGGACUUAUCCUGGGCACCCUGUUAUCCCUGGGGGAGUCAAGCUCCCUACUGGAGGUCCUCGCUCAGGACGGACUUGGCAAGAACGCGUUCGGGAGCUCACAGACCAUUGUGCUCACACUCGAAAUCUGAUUCACGUCGUCGAGACUGUUUUAUCUACUCGCAUGCUUGCCGAAGCAACGUACUCGGGACGCUAUGACGACGUCAAUCCAUUUUUUUUGGAGAGCGAGGCUAGAUGUCUUAACUCCUAUGCCACUGUUGCCGAAGCACAUGGAGAGUCCGAGUUCGCCUCAGUAAUCAUUGAUGCCCUGCUCAUGCCAUUUCCCGAUGAAGACACUAUCAGCGUGCUUACAGAAUCCCGUCUUCUAGAUGUAGGGUCCGUGCACGAUAUCUUAUGCCUUGCUUUCGACCGAGACCUUGUACUCGGAAUUGCUCAAACCAGACUUGUUACUGUGGCCACUUCACCCUUUCGGUCCAAAAUGUUUGAAGACCCGUUCCUCUCUGAUAAAUGGUAUGUCCUUUCAGACAUCGUGGAAGAAGAGGAACAGGAGCCAAAGUCUAAAUCGAAAAAGUUCUUUCUCUAG